Messenger RNA from Mangifera indica (mango), 635 nucleotides. RefSeq names its product light-regulated protein, chloroplastic-like. Bases 113 to 517 code for a protein of 134 amino acids. The record is from RefSeq and is a predicted model, not a curated record. Lineage: Eukaryota; Viridiplantae; Streptophyta; Magnoliopsida; Sapindales; Anacardiaceae. The transcript has 3 exons. Gene Ontology annotation, cellular component: chloroplast.
CUUUGCUACCUUAUCUAUUCAACACAUGAAUCAAGUUUGAGAUAUUAAUGCUAUAGGAUUACAUCUCUCAAAAAUCUCAACAAAAAAUCUUCAUAGAACUCAAGGCAUCAACAUGCAGGCAUCUUUGAGCUUUUCCCCAUCAUUUCUCUCCAUUGUUACACCGUCCAAAACCUUGGCUUUGCCAGGCAGAGUCAUGCCAAGACAGCAGACUUCCCUGUGUCCCUCCAUCAAAGCAACUCCUGUGUCCGAUUCUUCAACAGUUGACUAUAGUUCCAUGACCUCUGUAUUUCCCGCUGAGGCUUGCGAGACAAUUGGAGGGGAUGCAUGUGAUGCUGAAAUGUAUCCUGAGGUCAAGCUCAAACCUGAGAUCCCGAGCAGCAAGGCGGAGACUAGUUCAGAGUCGAUAGACAGAGACUAUCUAGACUACAGCAGUCCAAAGACUGUGUUUCCAGGAGAGGCUUGUGAUGACCUUGGUGGAGAAUUCUGCGAACCCAAGUAUCAGGAAGGAGUUUACUAGAACAACUUAUGGAUGACUUAAUAAUUUCUUCUGUUUCUUAUGUAAAUAGCCAUGGAUUGGUAAUGUGUGCUUAUAUGAUGAACUAAGCUUUAAAUUCAACUAUGAAGUAUUUGCAAAA